Molecule: messenger RNA, 3992 nt
Organism: Cryptomeria japonica (Japanese cedar)
Lineage: Eukaryota; Viridiplantae; Streptophyta; Pinopsida; Cupressales; Cupressaceae
Product: microtubule-associated protein 70-1
Exons: 13
Coding region: 1320-3215 (631 amino acids)
Biological process (GO): cytoskeleton organization
Molecular function (GO): microtubule binding
Source: RefSeq, a predicted model, not a curated record
UGCUCGAAUCCGGCGAAAUUAAACGUUUUUCAAAUCAUGAUUCAAUUAGUCCAAGGUAAGUAGUAAAACCAGGUCGGCCGGUAGAAAGAAAAGCUCAGCCGGCCCAACUUACCAAGCACGCGUCUCUGACAUAAGCCUUUGGACCCUCACCGUUAUACGUUAAAUAAAAUUUAAGUAAGCUUAACAGUAUUGAUAAUUCGACAUAUGUAGCGAUGGAUGCAGACAGAGGACAGAAGGAAGCAAACAAAGUUGUAAGACUUAACAAGAUCUGCUAAAAUCAGGUAUGCGUGCUUCUUGUUUUCGGAAAUCUAGCCGUCAAAUCUUGUGUAAACGAGGUUAAUUUUGAGGAAAUGUGAGUCGUACAAUGCUGGAUGUAUAUGUAGUACGAGAAAAUGGCGGGCAUGAGCUUGGCCGAAAAUGGCGGUUCUGAGGUGUAGUGAUAUUUGAAAUGUGUUUUGUAAGGGUGGAGGAAAUGGGAGUGUUGAAGGGUUUGAUGUUGAAAAUGGGAGAUUUUUGAACUUGAAGUGUGAAAAGUAGUGGUUUUGGGAAUGCGCUGUGAGGAGUUGUGAGUUUUAUGUUUUUGAAGGAGGAAGCGGCUUCUUCGAGGGUUUCUAGGGUGGAGCCAGGUGGAUUUAUGAUGUUUUGAGCUUUAUUCGAGAUGGAGGUUGUUUUAUGAUGAUUUGCAUAGGCGAUUGAGGGUUUGGACGGUGAAGAUUAAUGCAGCUGAGUCUUUUGCGUAGAGAAGUUCGAAGGACGAGAACUGUGGAUUUUGAGGUUGAGCUGUGAGAAGCUGCGCUUGGGAGACAAAAAGGCAGUCGUUAGGGUUUGAACAAGGGUUUGAGCAGUGAAAUUUAUGAUUUUGAGGUUGUUUUACGGAGAAAAAAGGAUUCAGCUGACAAUGCAGGCGAUUUUGUGAGAAAUGUGGAUUUUGAGCCUUAGCUAGGCGCGUGAGGAUUUGAAAGGUGAAAAGUCGAGAUUCAGAGCUCAUUCGACAGAGAAAAGUGGCAUCAUUGAGAGUUUUCACGAAAUUUCAUUUGUGAAAACUGGUGAUUCUUUCGCAGUGUGAAUGUCUUGAUCUUCUUGGCUGUGGCAGCUCCUUUGCAGUGGACAAUUUUGUUGGUGUUAUGCAGAGCUGACUUGACUCACACCUGGAAUUGAUGAGCAGGAGCUAGAGCAGCCUUAGGGUAUCUGUUGCUCGUUAGUUCAGUGGAGUUUCAGUGAUAUUACAAUAAUUGCAGGGAAAUAGUCGGGGUUUGAUGAGAUAUAAGUUCGAGGGGACAAUUCUGUGAUUGAGGGGUUGGGAUCUUGGAAUAAGCUUAAUGGCUGACUUCCACAGCUACACUGGGGAAGAGGAUUUAUGGGGGACUGCGAAUGGGAAUAUUGAUCAAUGGGGAGUGGAACAUGAUUCCGUGGGAUCUUUGCUUACACCUUCAGCCUCAUUUAAAGGUGAAGGAAAAGGUAGUAAGAAGAAAAAUUUGAUGAGGUCCCCCAAUAUGGAAGGGGAGGACAUCAUUCAUCUCUUACAUGGGUCUGAUCCAGUGAAGGUUGAACUUAAUCGACUUGAGAAUGAAGUGCGGGAUAAGGAUCGUGAAUUGGGGGAAGCUCAAGCUGAAAUCAAGGCUUUAAAAUUGACAGAGCGAAUGAAAGAAAAGGCAGUUGAAGAGCUCACCGAGGAGCUAAGAAAAUUGGAUGAGAAGCUUAAGGUGUGCGAGGCAUCGCUUGAAAACAAGAACCUUGAAAUCAAGAAAAUCAAUGAUGAGAAGAAAGCAGCAUUAGCAGCUCAAUUUGCAGCCGAAGCAACACUUCGAAGAGUUCAUGCUGCUCAAAAGGAUGAAGAUAUGCCACCUAUUGAAGAAAUUCUUGCUCCUCUUGAAGCAGAAUUGAAACUUGCACGGCAAGAGAUUGCAAAGUUGCAAGAUGACAACAGGGCUUUGGAUCGACUUACGAAGUCUAAAGAAGCAGCAUUGCUUGAAGCAGAGAGAACUGUGCAGUUUGCUUUGGCAAAGGCAUCAAUGGUUGAUGAUUUGCAAAAUAGGAAUCAAGAAUUGAUGAAACAGAUUGAAAUUUGUCAGGAAGAAAACAAAAUAUUGGACAAAAUGCAUCGCCAAAAGGUUGCAGAAGUUGAGAAGCUAGGUCAAACAGUUCGUGAAUUAGAGGAGGCUGUACUUUCAGGGGGUGCUGUUGCAAAUGCUGUGCGUUAUUAUCAGCGACAAGUGCAUGAAUUGAUGGAAAGCAAGAAAACUCUAGAACGAGAAUUAGCCCGUGCCAAGACAGCAGCAAAUAGAGUGGCGUGUGUUGUGGCAAAUGAAUGGAAGGAUGGAAAUGACAAAGUCAUGCCUGUGAAACAGUGGCUUGAAGAGCGGCGCUUCCUACAGGGUGAAAUGCAGCAGCUUCGUGAUAAAUUAGCUGUUGCAGAACGGACUUCAAAAAGUGAAGCACAACUCAAAGAGAAGUUUCAAUUACGAUUGAAGGUUGUUGAAGAGGGACUAAGGGGAUCAUCAAAUGUGGUUACUCGACCAUGCUCCUCUGAGGGACGAAGCAGCAGUAAUGGUCGUUCUCGUCGGCAAUCAAUAGGUGGUGCAGAGAUAGCAUCAAAGCUUAUGUCAAAUGGUUUGGGCUCAAGGAGAACAUCACUUUCUCAAACCAGGCCUUCAAUAUCUAGCAAUGCGACUACAGUUUUAAAGAAUGCAAAAGGAGCAUCCAGGUCAUUUGAUGGUGGUAGAUCAUUUGAUGGGGGUCGUUCGUUGGAUCGAAACAAAUCAUUUACAAAUGGAUUUAGUGAGAACCACUCAAAUAAGAAAAGCAAUGGUGUACCUAGAAGUCCCGAAUCUCAUGAUUCUGGUAAAGAGAAUUCAGAUAACAAGGUGUCUGAAUUUACAGAAGUUGGUGCAGAUGAUUCUGUUUCAGGUGUGUUGUAUGACAUGCUACAAAAAGAGGUGAUGGCUUUGAGAAAAGCUGGCCAUGAAAAGGAUCAAAGUCUAAAAGACAAGGAUGAUGCAAUAGAGAUGCUGGCAAAAAAAGUGGAUACCUUGACAAAAGCAAUGGAAGUUGAAGCAAAGAAAAUGCGUCGAGAAGUAGCUGCCAUGGAGAAAGAAGUAGCUUCAAUGAGGGUGGACAAAGAACAUGAUCAAAGAGCAAGACGUCUAAGCAAUACCAAAGGAUCCAUGAGUAGUGCUCAUCUACUUUCUUCUGGACGAAGCACACGGAAUAUUUGAACAUGCUCUGUUGUCAAGAAUGCAAGCAUACCGUACUUAUGUUGCAACUCCUGUACUAUGCACAUUCAUUUUGGAAAGAAACUGAAUGAAUUUGAAGGUGAUUACUGAAGGUUUGCCCAAUUAAAAGGGCUUUAUGUUUCAGUAUUGAAAGCGAGAAAGUGAAGGUCUCUGUUUGAGUCUGCAAUCAGCUAUAUUUGUAUGUAUCUGCUAACCUACAAUGAGAUAACCAUGACACUCGUGGCAAGUAUCAAGUUGUCAUAGAUUGUGCAAUAUGUCAAGGACAAGUUGAUGGUAUGGGCUCCAAUCUCAGGUGAAUAGAAAGCGGAUUGCUAUUGUUAACUAGAGGUGGAAGUUUGAGCUUGUUCAUUUUUUGGGUUUAUCUUUUGUGCUAUGUUGUGUACUUGUCAUUAUUGACUAGUCUGUAGACUAUGUAUUAUGUUCGCGACAUUUAACUUGGAUUGAACCAGGACCAGGUUCAGAUUUUGCAUAUCAGGGCAGUUUGUGGGGACUUCUAGAUGCUGUGAAUAUCGAUUUGUCUAUAGGCUAUAGUCUGAUUUCGAUACACUAUUAAGUGUUCCUAACCAAAUUUAUAGAUUUUCUUUCUCAUGUAAUUCUUGCAUCUCCUAACUAGUGUGCAAUGCACACCAAAUGGGCAGAUUACUUUGAAUUUCAAUUUGUUUAUUCUCCAGACCUGAAUGUCAACCAGAGGCAUAUUCAUUCAUCUGGGAUAUAUUUACUCAUAAUUUGAAACGAGAUCUUACCUGUGUUUUAAAAAUA